Molecule: messenger RNA, 9696 nt
Organism: Entelurus aequoreus (snake pipefish)
Lineage: Eukaryota; Metazoa; Chordata; Actinopteri; Syngnathiformes; Syngnathidae
Product: cGMP-inhibited 3',5'-cyclic phosphodiesterase 3A-like
Exons: 14
Coding region: 289-3336 (1015 amino acids)
Biological process (GO): positive regulation of oocyte development; oocyte maturation
Cellular component (GO): cytosol
Molecular function (GO): 3',5'-cyclic-AMP phosphodiesterase activity
Source: RefSeq, a predicted model, not a curated record
CAACGCCUGCUGGGCUGACUGAGACGGAACUCGGGGGUGUGAAGUGAGCUCAGGCUGCGUGGAGGACUUUUCUCAACCUCGACAACCAACUGACGGACACUCUCUUCCACUGCGCUUUCAUCGCGCGGUCUUUUUUGUUGUUGUUGUUGUAAAAAACAAAAGUUGGAGAAGAAGAAGCCACCAGCGGCGUGGUGGAGCCAUGACACGCAGGAGGCGGCUGUGCGCAACAAAGGAGCGCAGACUGAGGAUCCGCGUCGUGGAUUGUUUACAAGUGACACCUGGAAGGAAAUGCUGUGGAUGUCCGUGCGUAAAAGCGGAGUUCUGAGGCAAAGUGGGGGCCGUAGAUGCGCCGUCGACUCGCUGCUAUUUCCACCGAACAUGCGUGCGGGAAAAAGCUCCGGCCACGGUUACGCGCAAACACGUGUCGCCCCACUGAGCCGUGACUGCGCGUCGCCGUGGGCCCGAGCGCGGAGUCGCGGCGGUGUGGGCUGCGCGGCGUGCGCGCUGGUGUUGGCCGCGCUGCUGAGGUGCGCACACUGGAGCUGUGAGCGCGCACUCCCGCAGUCGUGCGCUCGCCCCCACUCGCUCGCAGGGUGCCUCGCCGAGCUGCUGCUCGCUUGCUGGGCUGCGCUCUCGCCCUUCCUCGGCCUCCUGUGCGCCUUCUUCUGGCUCGGCGUCUACUUGAUCCGCUGCGGGGUGCCGCUCCGGACCGCGCUCUCGCUCCUGACCGUGUGCCACCUGGCCGAAGCGGCGACUCGGAGCCUCCUGGGCGGCCCGCAUGAGGCUGCGGCCGUGCUGGUGCUGGUGUGCCUGGUCAGCGGCGCUCUGAUGGUCGCGCGUCUGGACCAAGGCGCGUCUGUGGUCGUGGUCAUCAGCAUCGUGCGCACCAUCUCCCUCUUCUCGCUGCACAAGGUCCGCUCCGCUUGGAGGCCCUACGUGGCGUACCUGCUCGGCGUGGUGGGCAUCCUGCUGGCGAGGUAUGCUGACAGGCUCCUCGCCGGCCCAGGGAGACUCGAGGAGGGCUGCACCCCCGCGACUGCAGCCAGGGAAGACGGCCCCGCAGUUAAAAGGCGCAGGAGGUCCAGUUUGGGGGUAGCCUCAGACAUGGCGCACAGUCAGUCCAACAGCAAGUCACAUCGCAGGACUUCUCUGCCAUGCAUCCAGAGGGACCAGAUGCUGCCCCGCUCAGACUGGGACCACAAGAGAGGCUCCCGAGGUUCACAGUCAUCGGGCACCAGUGUCAUGGUGGACGUAGCCGUGAUGGGAGAAGCCCACGGCCUCGUUACGGACCUGCUGGCCGAGCCCUCUCUGCCCUCCAACAUCUGCACCUCGCUGCGGGCGGUCAGCAACCUGCUGACCACGCAGCUCACCUUCCAGCCCUUGCACCGGCCACGCCCUUCUCUUCUGCUAAACCCCUCUGACGCCUACGUCUGCUCCGACUCAGAGGACGGACCCGAGAAGGGGGAGAAGACCUCCAUCCAUAAGCGUCUGAGGCGGAGUCUCCAUCCGGGCCUCCUGAGAAGAAUCUCCUCCACGUGGACAACCACCACCUCCGCCACAGGACUGCCCACCAUCGAGCAGGGGCCCGUUUGCAGGGACCGCAGCGCCAGCAUCAAACCCUACCACGAAACACUGACCUGCAGUUGUGGAAGACCGUACAUCCGACUGAGCCAUGGAGAGGGCUCCCUAGAUAAGGGAGACAGGAUACCACGUUCAGAAGACCAAGUGCUGGUGUCAUCCGACUACGACAGUACCCACGAAGCCAACCACAGUGACAGCAGUGAUGUAGCACAUACCGAGGAGGACGCGGAGGAAGGAAAACACUGCUCCCAGAAUGUCAUCCUCCACCCGCUAUUACCUCCUGAGGACAAACCUAUUCUGGCUCCAGAGCCGCUAUUAAUGGAAGAUUUAGAGCCCAUGAUGAGUCAGCUAAACAAUUGGAACUUUCCCAUCUUCUGCUUGAUGGAGAAGACUAGCGGCAAAUAUGGACGGAUCCUCAGUCAGGUCUCUUACAGGCUUUUUGAGGAUACUGGUUUGUUUAAGACCUUCAAGAUCCCCAUUAACGAAUUCAUGAACUACUUCCAUGCCCUUGAGAAUGGUUACAGAGACAUACCAUAUCAUAACAGGGUGCACGCCACAGAUGUGCUCCAUGCAGUCUGGUACCUCACAACACAGCCAGUUCCAGGUCUGCCCAGUCUCCUUGCUGACCACAGCUCUGCUAGUGACUCAGACUCUGACAGUGGAAUAACUCACAGUCAUAUGGGCUUCCUGGUAUCAAAGACGAACAGCGUGUUAGAGGAUGGCUAUGGCUGCCUGUCCGGCCUCAUACCAGCCCUGGAGCUCAUGGCGCUCUACGUGGCGGCCGCCAUGCACGACUACGACCAUCCUGGGAGGACUAACGCCUUCCUUGUGGCUACCAGCGCCCCACAGGCGGUGCUCUACAACGACCGUUCAGUUCUAGAAAACCACCACGCUGCCUCCGCCUGGAAUCUCUUCCUGUCCCGACCGGAGUUCAACUUCCUCGCCAACUUGGACCACGUGGAGUUCAAGCGUUUCCGUUUCCUGGUCAUCGAGGCCAUCCUGGCCACCGAUUUGAAGAAGCACUUUGAUUUCCUUGCAGAGUUCAAUGCUAAGGUGGGAGAUGAUCCAUCUACAGGUAUUGAUUGGUCCAAUGAGAAUGACAGGUUGCUGGUCUGCCAGAUGUGCAUCAAGCUGGCUGACAUAAACGGGCCCCUAAAGUGUAAAGACCUGCAUUUACAAUGGACAGACGGCAUUGUCAAUGAGUUCUAUGAACAGGGCGAUGAAGAGUCCAGUUUGGGUCUUCCCGUCAGCCCCUUCAUGGACCGAGCCGCACCACAGUUGGCCAAACUGCAGGAGUCGUUCAUCACACACAUUGUGGGACCUCUGUGCAACUCUUACGACUCUGCUUGCCUCAUGCCGGGACGAUGGGUGGAACCCACCACGGAUGCCGAGGAGCCUGAAAGCACAGAGAAUGAGGAGGAGGAGGAGGAGGAGGAGGAGGAAGACACGUCCACCAGCUCAGAGUCAUCACAGAAAGCAGCUCCCAAGAAAAGGAGGAAAGUAUUCUGCCAGAUCACCCAUCAUCUGCUGGAGAACCAUGAGAUGUGGAAGAAAGUGAUCGCCGAGGAGGCACAGAAGCAGGGCCAAGGAACUGAGUCAGUCCACGUGAACAAUGUAGCAGAGCCCAUUUUGGCUAUCCAUGAGGAGGAAGAGGAGCCGGGCAGCAGAGAGGAGCUGGUGGAAGGGGAGGACCCCGAGGAGGCGGUGGAGGAGCCGGAGUGGCCCGUGUCCCCGCAGGAUGUGGACGGAGAGUGAACGGGACACACCGUGUGAGUCAGGACUAGGACUUGUAUUUCUCGUUUUCUUAUACUAAUUACAGACUUUUUUUUUUUUUUUUGCCAGCACAUCACUUUAGACACAACACUGUAGAUGAGGAAAUGUGUGCCUACAAAGAAUUUUAAAAAAAAACAACAACAACAAAAAAAAAAACAGGGUGGGAAAAUUUGUGCUAUACACAUUUUAUCUAAAUAUUUGAUUUCACCAAACAUUUAAAGGAGCUUUCCAUCUUGCAAUAUGAGAUUAUGCAUGUCCUUUGGCGUACAGACUCUUUUGCUACUGUCCAGAGAAGAGGCAGACCUCCACCACAGUGUGGUGACGCGGGACUGAGGGAAUUUGCUGCCAAUUUAUAUAUAUAUAAAUAUUUUCCGAAUGCAAUUAUCCAUGGACAUGUGAGUUACCUGUGCUUCGAUUCCAGCGGGAGAUUUGGAGUAAAAUGGACAUUUAUGGAAUACCUAAUGAAAGGAGUAAAUCCAAUGAGGAAACUUAGGUGUCAUUCCCUUCAAUUCUGCCAAAAUGAAUUACUACAAGACACAAUCAAACAUUUGUAAAUGUUUUGUUGUGCAUUUCUUGUUUUGUUACGUCUUGAGAUGCCGAACCCUCAUCACACGUCCUCUAUGUCUUGUCUUGAAGUCAGUGUAUGCUUGAUUUUUCUCAGUUGAAAACAAGACUAAGGUUUAGGUUUGCCAUCCUGCACUGUUACCAACACAUAGUACCCAUUCAUCAAAGCCAGGCCUGAAUAUUCAAGUAUUACAUUUGGAAGAUAUGAGGAAAAUAUGGGGAUAGCCAUGCUUUAAAGGCCUACUGAAAUGAUUUUUUUUUAUUUAAACGGGGAUAGCAGAUCCAUUCUAUGUGUCAUACUUGAUCAUUUUGAGAUAUUGCCAUAUUUUUGCUGAAAGGAUUUAGUAUAGAACAACGACGAUAAAGUUCGCAACUUUUGGUCGCUGAUUAAAAAAAAAGCCUUGCCUAUACCGGAAGUAGCGUGACGUCACAGGAGGAAGGAUUCCUCACAUUUCCCCGUUGUUUACAAUGGAGCGAGAGAGAUUCGGACCGAGAAAGUGACGAUUACCCCAUUAAUUUGAGCGAGGAUGAAAGAUUCGUGGAUGAGGAACGUUAGAGUGAAGGACUAGAGAGGCAUUGCAGGGUGUAUCUUUUUUCGCUCUGACCGUAACUUAGGUACAAGGUCUCAUUGGAUUCCACACACUCUCCUUUUUCUAAUGUGGAUCACGGAUUUGUAUUUUAAACCACCUCGGAUACUAUAUCCUCUUGAAAAUCAGAGUCGAGAACGCGAAAUGGACAUUCACAGUGACUUUUAUCUCCACGACAAUACAUCGUUGACGCACUUUAGCUACGGAGCUAACGUGAUAGCAUCGGGCUCAAAUGCAGAUAGAAACAAAAUUUAAAAAACCCUGACCGGAAGGAUAGACAGAAGAUCAACAAUACUAUUAAACCAUGAACAUAUAAAAUACACGGUUAAUAAUUUCCAGCUUGGCGAAGCUUAACAAUUGAAGCUAACUACGGAGCGGCGGCGGCUGCAAGCGUUGUAGCUUUCGACGACACCCCGGCCGCCAUCAGAGUCGGCAAGAAACAUAUAUUUCCCCAAAGUUACGUACGUGACAUGCACAUAGCGACACGCACGUACGGGCAAGCGGUCAAAUGUUUGGAAGCCAAAGCUGUACUCACGGUAGUGCGUCUGCUAUCCAGCUCAAACACAACACAACCUCCUGAUUGUGUUGCUGUAGUCCGCCGCUAAGACACCGAUCGCACCUACAACUUUCUUCUUUGCAGUCUCCAUUGUUCAUUAAACAAAUUGCAAAAGAUUCACCAACACAGAUGUCCAGAAUACUGUGGAAUUUUGCGAUGAAAACAGAGCUGUUUGUAUUGAGAUACAAUGUGUCCGAAUACUUCCGUUUCAACCAUCGACGUCACGCGCAUACGUCAUCAUACAUAGACGUUUUCAAGCGGAAGUUUCCCGGGAAAUUUAAAAUGUCACUUUAUAAGUUAACCCGGCCGUAUUGGCAUGUGUUGCAAUGUUAAGAUUUCAUCAUUGAUAUAUAAACUAUCAGACUGUGUGGUCGCUAGUAGUGGCUUUCAGUAGGCCUUUAAUAAACAUAUAAAGCAGACCUGGGCAAAUUAAGGCCCGGGGGACGUUAAGCUUUUCAAUCUGGCCCGCCGGACAUUCCCAAAUAAUUUUUUUUAGAUCUUUAAGAUGGAAAGUGUAGCUGCCAUUUUGAUGUGCAGUGAUGUUUUAUAAUGACCUUUAGUCUUGAACUAUACAAAGUAUUUCAAUGGUUGUAAUCUGCGCUUUUGCAUGAUAUACUACAGGCCUGGGCAAUUAUUUUGACUCGGGAGAGGUGGGGCAAAUUUAGAGAAAAAAAAUUGCUGGAGGCCGGUAUAUCUAUCUAUCUAUCUAUCUAUCUAUCUAUCUAUCUAUCUAUCUAUCUAUCUAUCUAUGUAUCUAUCUAUCUAUCUAUGAUAGAUAUACACUACCGUUCAAAAGUUUGGGGUCACCCAAACAAUUUUGUGUAAUAGCCUUCAUUUCUAAGAACAAGAAUAGACUGUCGAGUUUCAGAUGAAAGUUCUCUUUUUCUGGCCAUUUUGAGCGUUUAAUUGACCCCACAAAUGUGAUGCUCCAGAAACUCAAUCUGCUCAAAGGAAGGUCAGUUUUGUAGCUUCUGUAACGAGCUAAACUGCUUUCAGAUGUGUGAACAUGAUUGCACAAGGGUUUUCUAAUCAUCAAUUAGCCUUCUGAGCCAAUGAGCAAACACAUUGUACCGUUAGAACACUGGAGUGAUAGUUGCUGGAAAUGGGCCUCUAUACACCUAUGUAGAUAUUGCACCAAAAAGCAGACAUUUGCAGCUAGAAUAGUCAUUUACCACAUUAGCAAUGUAUAGAGUGUAUUUCUUUCAAGUUAAGACUAGUUUCAAGUUAUCUUCAUUGAAAAGUACAGUGCUUUUCCUUCAAAAAUAAGGACAUUUCAAUGUGACCCCAAACUUUUGAACGGUAGUGUACAUGGAUACAUUUUUUUCUCUAAAUUUGGCCCCCCCAAGUCAAAAAUAAUUGCCCAGGCCUGCUAUAAAGGAUGACUUUAUACAGUAAAGUAGUAUUCCAUUAAGGACACUCCCAGUACAAUAAGCCUAAUAAUGCAAUAUGCUUUAUUUCCCCUCUACAUUAUUUCUACCUGGCUUUGACUUUAUACUCUGUGUGUUAUGAUAUUCCAUUCCGCCACAUGUGAAGCCUACAAAAAUGUUGACCUUUAACCCUCAGGAAACCAUUGGUUGAGAUUCAAAGUCACGCCCUCGUACAGUAGUACUUGUGCAAACAGCAACGACAUGCAAUUGAAAGCUAUUCUAGAUGAUAUAAUGCACAGUACGAGUCCUCUCCUGGCAACUCAGGGAGAAAACAAGCAUACACAAAACAAACUCGGUGCACCAAUUGGAUGAGGUUCUUCUGCAAGCCGGGUUCCAGUCUUAACCCACGGUUUGAGUUAAAGUGCGUUUUUAUACUGUGAAUGGGUAUUUUUUAGCUAGAACAAGGCUCAAUAUAGGAAUAUAAUGAUCUAAAUCAGUUAUUCUCAAACUGCAGGCUCCCUCUAGUGGUACGCCAAAGAACUACGUCAUUAAAUCCUCAAACACAGUGUUACUGUUCAAACUGGCCACAAUAUCAAAUAUGGUUGUUAAAUAAAACCUCUGCCUUGUUUUUAAUGAAUAUUUAUUUAGGUUUGCUACGCUUCCAUUUUAAUGUUGGUCAUUAUGGUGGUACUUAGAGAGUUUUCUGAGGUGGUACUUGUUGAAAAAAGUUGAGAACCACUGAUUUAUAUGUAAGUACUUGGAUUUUUGUUCGUAAUCUGUUUCAGAAAGUCCAACAAAGACCGAACCGUACAAAAACCUAACCAAUGUUUCCCAUAUUAAUAGUUCUAAAUACAAUUAAUCUGUGACGGAAACAAAAAAAAACACAUUUUAUAGAGAAUACUUGUUGUUUAACAUGCAGAAAACAAUGUGAAAGACGUAUAAAGGACAAAUACCUUUGUUGAAGACUUGUUGGCGAAGACAGCGAGGAGUGGAGAGAGAUGAGGGGAAAGGGAAGCCAAAAGUUUGGACACACCUUUUCAUUCCAAUGCGUUUUCUUUAUUUUCAUGACUAUUUACAUUGUAGAUUGUCACUGAAGGCUUCAAAACUAUGACACCUGUGAAGUGAAAACCAUUUCUUGAAGCUCAUAGAGAGAAUGCCAAGAGUGUGCAAAGCCGUAAUCAGAGCAAAAGGUGGCUAUUUUGAAGAAACUGGAAUAUCAAACAGGUUUUCGGUUAGUUCACCUUUUUUUGUGAAGUACAUAACCCCACGUGUGUUCAGUCAUAGUUUUGAUGCCUUCAGUGACAAUCUACAAUGUAAAUAGUCAUGAAAAUAAAGAAAACGCAUUGAAUGAGGAGAAGGUGUGUCCAAACUUUUGGCCUGUACUGUGUAUAUGAAAACGGGAGCUGAAAAAUACCCAGUCAACAUUUGAAAAUGCACUUUCAUUCAAAGUUGUGGCCUAACUGUAGGCUACACAGACUAUGUACCACUGGAGGUUGAUAUUAUUCAGGAAAAAUCAUCACAAAAUGUUUGCCACAUUGAUAUAUUGUCAUUUUGUAUUGCUCUCUAACCUAGAAUUGUAAAUUGAAAUCACAGCACAACAAUAAUAGACAUUGUUUUGUUUUUUUGUAAUUGUCCCACAACUUUCUCUCAGAGAAUAAUCCAGAAUAGAAUACAGUUUUUGUUCACACUUUGUUUACUCUCUCACUGUAGGGUCUGAAACUCAAUGUGACUUUUGACAUACUUGUCACUGAAAUCCCAUUUGACAAGGUGAGACGUUGAAAACUCCUGAGUCAUUUUUUUGUUUUUUCUUUAUUUUUCUCAAGCUGCUGCGCAUCCCCAGAAGUCUUCUGGCGCCUCUAAGUGAGGGUGGGCCUCGCUCUUUGAAAAACCCCUGCAAUAGUGAACACAUAGGGGUACUUUGGCUGUUGCACUAUACUGUAUAUACACAGUGGAACCCCUUUAUGUCGACCAGGGGGUCAAAAUAAAAUGUCCUACAAUAAUAAUUAUUAAUCAAACGAUUCAAAUAUUUCAUCACGAUUAAUCGCAUUGUUCAUAGUUAACUCAAAAUGAAUCGCGAUUCGCGGAUAGAUAUCGUUUUAGUUAGUCACACUCCAUUCUCUUGUUUAGUUUAUAUUCUUAGUAUUGUUUGUUAUUAUAUAUCUUUAUUAAGAUAUAUAAUAAAUACAUAGAGCAACAUCGCCCCCUUGUGUCUGUGCCGUCAACUCCUUCCAGCAUACAUAACAAUAGAAAAUUAAUUUGCGGGCCGGAUCUGGCCCGCGGGCCUUGACUUUGAUACUUGGGCAUUAGAUAAACAAAUAGACAAAACGCUCCAACACAAUUCCCACAACAUAUGUUUGCUCUUAUCAAUAAAGAGGGCUGUGAAUCUUUGACCAACACAUGAUUCAUUAUUCUAUUCUUGGGGUAACGAUUCGAUUCAGAAUCAAUUCUCGAUUCAAAACGAGUCUCGAUUCAAAAUCAGUACUUUUUUUUAAUAACAUCGGGUGCCAGUUCUACGAUUUAACUACAUUCCUCUAUAAAAUAGAAAAAACAGCUCUGAUCGAUUGCUAUUAUUACUUAAAAGAAAACUGAAUCUGUUUAAUAAAACAAUGAAUAAAGUCAAAUAAGGCAACAAGAGAAGUAUCAAGUAAAUCUGUACAGCCGAUAUGGAAAUCUAUAUCAACAAUAUGAUUUGCCUGAGUGGCUGAACAGGACAGAUUUUAAAAAGAAAAAAAAAUGUUUAAAUCGAUUUUUUGAUUUGAUUUAAUUUUUUAAUUAAUUAAGAAUCAAUACAAAUAAGGAUCGCAGUUAAUUCGAAAAGUGUUUUUUUUAACACCUCUAUACCCUAGACCAGGGGUCACCAACGCGGUGCCCGCGGGCACCAGGUAGCCCGUAAGGACCAGAUGAGUAGCCCGCCGGCCUGUUCUAAAAAUAGCUCAAAUAGCAGCACUUACCAGUGAGCUGCCUCUAUUUUUUAAAUUGUAUUUAUUUACUAGCAAGCUGGUCUCGCUUUGCCCGACAUUUUUAAUUCUAAGAGAGACAAAACUCAAAUAGAAUUUGAAAAUCCAAGAAAAUAUUUUAAAGACUUGGUCUUCACUUGUUUAAAUAAAUUCAUUAAUUGUUUUACUUUGCUUCUUAUAACUUUCAGAAAGACAAUUUUAGAGAAAAAACACAACCUUAAAAAUGAUUUUAGGAUUUUUAAACACAUAUACCUUUUUACCUUUUAAAUUCCUUCCUCUUCUUUCCUGACAAUUUAAAUCAAUGUUCAAGU